Molecule: messenger RNA, 4850 nt
Organism: Xiphophorus hellerii (green swordtail)
Lineage: Eukaryota; Metazoa; Chordata; Actinopteri; Cyprinodontiformes; Poeciliidae
Gene: syngr3a
Product: synaptogyrin 3a
Exons: 4
Coding region: 155-847 (230 amino acids)
Cellular component (GO): neuromuscular junction; synaptic vesicle membrane
Source: RefSeq, a predicted model, not a curated record
CUCGUCCCCGCGCCACUGGGAGCGCGCAGGACCCGUCCCUUCAGCAGCGCAUCCAUCCAUCCUGCCGCGGAGCCGGGUGAUCGUGGAGCCGCACCGAGCGCACACACCGAGAGAGAGGGAGAAAGAGGGAGAGAAAGAGAGCGAGAGACAGAAGAUGGACGGAGUGGGAUCGUUCGGAGCGGGCCGAACCGGGACCGCUGUGGACCCGAUCACGUUCGCCAAGCAGCCGCAGACCAUCCUGAGAGUGCUCUCCUGGAUAUUCUCCCUGGUGGUCUUCGCUUCCAUCGUGAACGAGGGUUAUGUCAACCUGGGCAGUGAGCGCCUUCACUGCGUCUUCAACAGGAACGGUGACGCCUGCAACUACGGCGUGUUUGUGGGCCUGGUGGGCCUGCUGGCAUGCUCCUUUUUCUUCCUUCUCGACUACAAGUUCUCCUCCAUCAGCUCGGUCAAAGACAGGAAGAAGGCUGUGAUGCUGGAGAUUGGCUUCUCAGGUGUUUGGACCUUUCUGUACUUUGUAAGUUUCUGCUUCCUAGCCAAUCAGUGGUCUCGGACCAAAGUCGAUGAUCUGCCUCUCAACCAGGGAGCAGAUGCAGCACGGGCAGCAAUCGCCUUCUCCUUCUUCUCCAUAAUCACAUGGGCUGGCCUAACAGUGCGUGCAGUCCAGAAGUAUCUUCUGGGUACAGACAUGACCCUGUUCACCACUGAGCACAUGGACGGCGCCGCGCCCACCCAGCCGUACCCGUCCAGUUCGCCAGGCGGCGUCCCGGCCGAGACCACAGAAGCCUACCAGAGCCCGCCCUUCACCGAGAACAACACGGCCCCCACAUACCAGGUUCCCAUUUACUAGGACAGACGGACGUGACGGUGGAAGAAUUGCAGAUGAGAGGAAAUAGCUUUCUGUGAUUUCUGUUUCAAGUGAAGCUGUUUAUGAGUUGAUCCGGGGCGCAGUUUUCAGUCGCUGUUAGAAAAAGCAAAAGAAAAAAAAAAAAGAAAAGAAAAUAGUCAGGCGUCUGCUUCUUUGUUUCCUCCUCUCGUUUCCUGCCCCCUCCUGAACAUUCCAGCUUUAUCUGCCUUUUUUCUAGACCUGCAGAAAGGACUUUCCUCCUGCAUCAACGCAGAUAAAUCGAAAUCAAAACCAGAGGAGGGAAAACAGAAGCGGGUCGCGAGUAAAGUGUUUCCAACACCAUUUUGUCAAAGAAAGAGAUGAAGUGCUGAACAAGUUCCCCCACAACAAAGCCGUUUUAAAGGCGCUCUCUUGCAGCACCUUGAUCUUGUUGCUUUCAUUCGUUCAGGUGUCCCCUUUUCUUGCAAAAAAAAGGGAAUGCUCUUGUUUUCUUUCUUUUUCUAUAUUUUUUUAAAAAAUGCACUGAUAACUCCUCCUGAGCUCCCAGCUGGUGAUCAUCUGCACUGGAUCUGUACGUUUCCAGAUGUAGAGAUCAACUAAGUGCCAUAUUGUUCGGAAAGUGACUUAGUUUAGUUGGUUUUCCUCAUGGUGUACACGACGGCAAUGUUUUGAGGCCGAGUGCAAUAUCUCGCAUUCUUAUGUACUGUAGGGUAGGCACACACUGUACUGUACUGGAGGUAGAGAGGUCAUAGUCAAGGCAGGUCAACUUUAGGUUCUGCCUCAAAUAACAUACUUCUGAAAUUCCUGUAAAAUCCUUACCCUGGAAAGUUUCUAAUACAAACAUGCAUAACAAAUGAGCAGCUGUCAAAAUUGAAAUGAUCAUUCCCAGAAUUAGGGUCUUUCUAGGAAUCCUCAGAGAUGAAAAUAGCAUCGCAACGGAGAAUAUUUCUUCUCUGCUUUAUCCCCGUAGAUGAAUUAUGAGACUUUAUUUCAUUCAUGUAGGUAGUUAAGUUUGAUUACAACGAUAGCUCAAUUCAUAAACGCAGUGUUUUACUUUUCUGCAGAGCCGAGCAAAAUCUGAAUUAGGCCAUGGUCAGAAUUUUCUUUAGGGGAACCCUCAAGUUUUUUUUGUUUGUUUGUUUUGCAUUUUUGCAUUCACCUCUUAUUAUACAGAUAAUUAAUGAACCAAUUAUAAAUUAAUUUUAUUUUGUGAUGUAUUGUGCUUUGGAUGACCACAUUUCUGGUUAAGUGCUCAUUUUAAUCAUUUUCAUCAAUUUAAUAUUCAUUGAUUUUGUUCUUAUUUUUACAUACAGUGAAGAAACGAUAAAACUAUAAACAUCUGACAUUUCUAGUUGGUACACACAGCUGUCCAAAUGCUUAAUUUUUCACAUUAUCAAAAAAGAUAAUGACAUAAUCCUCUAAAUAUUCAAGUGAAAGACCUACACAUAUGCUAUAUGUUGAAGGAAAAACCAAAAGCUGCAACAACAUGGAUGAACAAAAAGAAGACCCAAGAAGAGACACUUUGUUGAAGCAACUUUUGUGUCAGUUUCUGCCUUCGGAGUAUGUGAGCAAAAAGUCUCAUAAUCCAUCCGCAGUGGCUGAGAAUGCAAACGAGGUGUGUAAUCUGAGACAGCAUCCUAUUGUACGAGUGUAAGAUGAGGUGUGUAGGAGAAAUUGGGUCCUUUUAUGUUUCCAUUUAUUUUUUUAAAGCUGCCAAACUGUCCUGUGUUGCUAUUGCUCUGUUAGUGUUCAUAGCAUUUUCUUUAGAAUACAGGUGAGCUUUUAUUAAUGUCGGGUCAAGUCUCAGACAAAAGAAAGAAGAAUGAAUCUAAAGUUGAUGUCUGAUCCGUCAAUCCUCCAACCCCGCGUUUAGAUCUGAGUGGGUUAAUUGUGACAUGGAUUGAUGUCGGGAGGAUGUGGGUCACCGUUUGCUCCGAUGUAUAUAGUACCACCACUUCUGUGCUGUGGUUCACACACACACACACACACGCACACACACACACUUGCCAUUUGUCGAUCUGUCAUUGUCAUUGUCAUUGUAAUCAGGGGUUCACAUGAGAGCAACUGAGCGCGUGCACACAGAGAUUAGCAUGCAGGAUUAGAAUAACUGAUGUGUGAGUUUUUGCCACAUAGACCUUUUUUUUUUCCUCCGCAUGUUUUUGUGACAGUUUUAGUUUUGCUCUAACUUGGAUUGUUUAUAAUUCAUCCUAAAUUGUACUGAAGUUAUCCGAAGUCCAAAGCAUGAAGUCGAGAGGUUUGUUUGUUUUCAAUAAGCAGCACCAAAUGUGAAGGCUCUUCUCAGAAGUCUCAUCUAAUCGGUUAUUUCAACUAUUUAUUAUUAUAAUUUUUUUAACAGUGGGCUUACAAUACAAGAUGUAACUUUAAGCUCAACUAUAUUCUGACACUAAUAUUUUCUCAAAAGUCAGCUUGGCAAGUUGGACUUAAUAACACUUAAACUUUUUGUAUAGAGUUCAUUAAAUAUAGAAAAUUAAGUCAUUUUUAAGUUGGCUCCGAGGCGUUUUGCAGCGCUUUGCCAGCAGGCAGUAGAGUUAAAAAAUAUGCCCCAACUCCCCAAAAAGCAAAACUCUUGGCUCUUCGCUCAGUGUUUUUCCCAUCACUGUGAUCCUGGUGAUCACUCAUGUAAUUUACACAGAUAGCUGAAUGAGUGUUAAAUUGUGUAAAACAGUUUCAGGUUGCUGAUACUUCUGCAUCAGGGAACAUCAGCAGGUAGCUAGAAAUGAAAGCCGAGUGAAAAAAAACUCAAACAAAUUUAAAUGUCCAUUUUGGAUUUAAAAAAACCCCCCAAAAAAACAGCUUGUUCUUCAGUUUAAUAUUUUAUGUUUUCAUAAAAGUAAUAAAUCACUUUUCAUUUAUUUUUAAUUUCUAAAUUCCGAUGAGGAAAAACUAUUUAUCAAACAAUGCACAGAAUCAAAACAAACGUCUGAUCAUGUGAACAGCUCAUUUAUGUUGCACAUCUGAACCCGACUACUCCCCCUAGUGGUUGUCUGACUUGACUCUCACCGUGUUUACAGCGACCGGCCGCCUGGUGCGUUUGGCCCAAUUCAAUGAAUUUAAACUUUAAAAAGUGAGGUGAAUGCAUUUACACACAUUUAUCUUUCUGAUCACUCCCAAGAGAAAUUCACCUGUUACUUGUGGUGGGAAAUGAUCAUAAUGAUAUUACUUAAGAGGGAGAAAAAAAAAAAAGCAUAAUUGUUUUUGCUUUAAGUCCUUUUUGGGUUAAUGUAAUGAAUUUGGGUUGCUGUCAGGUCAGGAUUAUUUUAUCGUUCUCAGUGCUUCAGUCUCUUAUUCAGUCAGUGUGGUAGAUGAUGAUGAUUAUUAAUAAUUCUAAUAAUAAUAAUUGAUACAAGCAUUCUCUGUGUUUUGUGCUCUGCCCUAUGUACACUAUUGUGGUAUUGGUUGAUUGUGAAAAAAAAAAAAAAAUCGAAAUAAAGUCUAAAAAAAAAAAAAACCUCAGUAUGUUCAUGAAGUAAAUGGAACUCUUGUGUGUUGCUGUCCGGGGUCCGGUUUGUCCUGUGCUCCUGAAAAUAAGAAAAUAUUAUCAAUAAGAGUUAUUUAUUACCUAGACUGCACUCCUUUUUGCAAAUACUUUGUGGAGAACUCGUUAAACAGGGCCGACGUUGAUGUUUUACGCCAUCGUUCUGUUGUUUUGUGAAGCUGAAGUGAUGAAAAGGCUGUUAGAUGUAGUUCAGCUGGCGCCAUCUGUGGUACCAGAACAAUACAUUGCAUGGAUUUUACAAUACACCCGUCCCUACAGCCCCUCCCCUUUAAAAUAAAUCUAUAAAUAAUACAAGGAUUCUCACUGACUGACGAAGCGGUGAUGGUUUUUGUAGCGGGCCAGCCCUUUAACAUGUUUCUAAGUUGUUUUCUCCUGUUCUGAAGCUGUAUGGUCUCUUCAGUGUAAACUCGCUGUGUACAGAGAUGUGUGUCACUGUCUGUUACCUGGACUGCAGUCUGACCAUCACGCCAAUAAAAGACAAAAAUCGCU